Molecule: messenger RNA, 5810 nt
Organism: Bombina bombina (fire-bellied toad)
Lineage: Eukaryota; Metazoa; Chordata; Amphibia; Anura; Bombinatoridae
Gene: ZMAT3
Product: zinc finger matrin-type 3
Exons: 7
Coding region: 308-1186 (292 amino acids)
Molecular function (GO): nucleic acid binding; zinc ion binding
Source: RefSeq, a predicted model, not a curated record
GCGCUGCUGCUGCCUAAUAUUACAGCUGCAGAAACUCAGGAAAGCAACUGGCUUAAUCCGGGCCUGGCUGAGUCUAGGUCUAGAAAAUGAGACUAUACGUGGCCCUGUAUUCUGCAUCUAAGGAGGGGCUUCUGUUACACUGAGUUGUGUAUACUGUAGCCGUAGCACAGUAGAAUAUCAAAUGAUCAUCAAAAAAGAUGCCAAACUACUUCUGAACAAUGAAUCAGCCAGAGAUUUUUUUCAACAUUUAACCCUCCAGUCUUGAUCCGUUCCUCUUUAAAUUAGGGCCUUACAAAAAGCUCUGCAAAUGAUUGUGCUGCAGCAUGCCAGCCCUCCGCCUCAUCCUGAACAGUCUGCUUUUCCUCCAUCCAUUGGAAUGGGCAAAAGGCAAAUAGUAUUUCCUGUGCCAGCUCAACAACCAAGGAGGUUUGUUCAGUCAUCCCUUUCACAGCCCUUGGAGGUGACACAGGAUGAAGAUCUUGCAAAGGUCUUAGAACAAGACCCUUCCCUUGAAGAUCUUUGUAAACCUCUUUCCUGUAAGCUGUGUAAUGUCACUCUGAAUUCUGCCCAGCAAGCCCAGGCUCACUACCAGGGCAAAAAUCAUAGCAAGAAGCUUCGUAAUUACUGUGCAUCCAGCAGUUGCCCUGCUUCAUCGAGGAUGAGUCAAACGUUAGAGACAGAAUCACUCCAAGCUGUACCUGCUUCGCCAAAUAUGACACCCCUAAAAACUGGAGGACGGGUGAUUCUUGCUACUGAAAAUGAUUACUGCAAACUCUGUGAUGCCUCAUUCAGCUCACCAGUAGUAGCUCAGGCUCACUAUAAAGGAAAGAACCACGCCAAGAGGUUACGUCUAGCAGAAACACCAAGUAACUCAUUUGUGGAUUCUGCAGAAAGUAAAAGAAGAGCUCGGAAAGAUGGGAAUGAACAUAAAAUGACGCAGUCUCGAAGAAAUACCUGCACGGUUCAGAAUAAUACAGGUCCCUAUUUCAACCCUCGUUCUCGCCAGAGAAUUCCCAGAGAUCUGGCUAUGUGUGUGACCCCUAGUGGCCAGUUCUACUGUUCAAUGUGCAAUGCAGGUGCUAGCGAGGAGGCGGAGUUCCGGCAGCAUUUGGAGACAAAGCAGCACAAAAGCAAGGUUUCCGAGCAACGCUACCGCAGCGAGAUGGAGAACUUGGGAUACAUGUAGUGAUAAGGCCUCUUUGAAGUUCAUUGGCGUAUCAAUAUGUUUUGUAACCAUUGCUCAUUUACCCUGUUACCAUUUAAUUUGGAGGCCUUUCAAGUGCAGUACCUAACACUUUUCAUUGCCUAAUAAUGUAGCUGCAGUUACGCCGUCACAUGAUUAUAUUACUGAAAGUCAAGUUCACUUAAAGAGUUAUUAUAAACACAAUGCCUUUUGAAAUAAUAGUUCAUCAAAAUAAUACUUCAGUUAUAAUUUAAUGUAGUUAAAAAUCACAUUCUAAAUGUUAGUGAUUGCUAAUAAUGCACUACCUCCAUCUCUAUAUGGUAGGACUUGUAUCUUCUGUUCACACUAUAUUUAGUUAUUAAUAGUGUGUGAUGCUGCUGCUAUUCCAAAGACUCUGGAAGAGACAGUUAUAAACAAUAUAUUUGACCACAUGCUGUUUCAGAUGCACAGGUAAUACUAGAAAAAGAAAGAAUUGCCAAGAUAUUUCACAUUCUAAUCUUGGGACGACAUAUAUAUUGUGAUUUACCACUGAAAAGAUGUUAAAUAGCUCAUCACUGUGUUUGAUACUAGUACUUUGUUACCAAAUGGGCAUUUCAUUAAUUACUGUGCAAUGAGAUGCAGAUAUUACAGAUUGCCAAACAUGUAUAAAUUCAUAUUUUUGCACUUAAUCCCUUUGCUGCAGGAAGAGAUAUAGAAAAUAUCACCUGCAGCUAUAGGGAUAAUUCCCUUGUGGGACUAUGGCCAGUUAAUUCAGAAUUAGUAUUUUUAUAAUUUACAUAUUCUUAUGUAUAUAUCCUUUCAUAACUGUAAUACUUGUAUAUGUGUGUUUGUGUGUGUGUGUGUAUACUUGUAUAUGUGUGUUUGUGUGUGUGUGUGUAUACUUGUAUAUGUGUGUUUGUGUGUGUGUAUACUUGUAUAUGUGUGUUUGUGUGUGUGUGUGUAUAUAUAUAUAUAGUUAGUUACAUGGUUUAAUGUUUGCUUUCCCACUCCUGUGCAUCUAUACAAUAAGUGGAUGUAGCUUGAAGGUGUCCAACCAUUUCAGAACGAACCACAUUAGGUUUUCUUUUUUUUUAUUUCACUUGCAGGGUGGCAAAUAGAUUUUUAGAAUUCUUCUAAUUUGAAUACAAAUGGAUACUUGUAUAUUAAAAAAAACCCAGAAGAGCAAUUAUUUAGUAUAAUGAGCAUGAAAUAAAUACCUCACACAAAGGAAGAUAAAAAUUACACUAAUGAACCAUUCACAAAAAUGAGCAGCUUGUUUGUUGUGGACCCUGGCCAUAAAGGGACAGGAAACCCCAACAUUUCGGGUAGAACAUACAAGUACAUGCAUUUUUCCAAAUUACCUCUUUUAUCAAAUUUGCUUCAUUCUCUUGUUAUUCAUCGCUGAAGGAACAGCAUUGCACAACUGGCUAGCUGAACACAUCUAGUUAGCCAAUCACAAGAGACAAAUGUGUGCAGGCACCAAUUUAGCAGCUAGCUCCCACUAGUGUAGGAUAUGUGCAUAUUGUUAUUCAACAAGGGGUACCAAGAGAACAAAGCACAUUUGAAAACAGUUUAAUUUUGACUUUAAUAUCCCUUUCAAUUGCACACAUUUGAUUUAACACUAGGUCUUUAUCUAGCUGUCCUCAGCAUGUUACCUGCAUGUUAGGCCUUUAUAGACAAUUGAUGGAAUUUCAGAUACUUGAUGUUCUGUGAAUGAAAAAUUCUCAUGGGAAUGUACAAUCAAAGGAAACAAUGUUUAAUGAGAAAGUAUAACAUCUCAAUAGCCUUAUCCUGUGAAGACCAGCACAAUAUCUGAGCUUUUCUAAGAAUAUUUUAACUUCAUAGAUGCUUUUUUGUCAACUCAAAAAAACAACACACAGAUAGAUGGAUGUGAGACUCCAUUUUAGAAAUAAUGAGGGGACUCGUGCCCGACUAACUCAUUGUAAUAGCCAUAACAAUGGCAGUUACCUACCUUAUAUAUUGACUGUAUGAGGCCCUACAGAAUAAAUAAGUAAUUAUUAUCUUCCAAAUGAGUAGUACUGUAUAUGUCCAGCUACCAGGGGAUUAUUAGAACAGUACAUGGCAGCAGUUGUCUCAUUUAUGUGUUAUGGCAGCUCUAAGGAAGCCAGUAUUUCCAAUGUAUCUCCCUUUCAUAUUUAUCUAUAUCUAUCUAUCCAGAUAGAUAGAUAGACAUACAGUAUGUCAUAAGACUCCUCAUUUGAAAGAGUAGUGUCAUAUCAUUUAUAGAAGGACAUUUAAUAUUCAUGCCAUUUAUGUCCUUAUAGUUUUCAGAGAAUGUUUGGUGCAAGAUUUUAUAUUGGGUUUAUGCUUCUUAUCUUUAUUGUGAUAGAAACCUUUAAAUGCUUUAAUGGAUUAACCUGAGGUUGAAAUGAUUUUCUCAAAGAGGGCUACACCAUAACACCAUAACAAGGAUUUUGGUCUGUGAUUUCAUAUUUUAGGAAAAAUGUUAUGGAGUAAUUUGCACAAGCACUUUUUUUGUAGAAAGGGUGAUUGAUUUGUGGAGAAAUGUUGUUGUAGGUAGGGACAAAAACAAUAAGGAAAUUUGAGAGUGCUGUAUGUACAGUAUAUUUCUAUAGGAAAUUUUAGAUAGAUAUAUACACUGACUUGGUAAACUUUCUGAUUCUUAUCUGCUGCCAUAAUGUUCUUAUGCUACAAAAUAACCUUAUGUACUAUGUAGAGCAGCAGAGCCCUAAUUCAUUGCUGAAACAGAAUAUUUUACAAUUUACAAAUUAAAUUUUCUCAGAUGUGAUACUUUUAUCUGUACCCUUUGAAAAGACAGUCGCCUAGAUUACGAGUUUGACGUCAGCCUUAAAAAGCAACGUUGAGAGGUCCCAACGCUGCUUUUUAACGCCCGCUGGUAUUACGAGUCUGACAGGUACAGGUGUAACACUCACUUUUCUUCCGCGACUCAAGGCUACCGCAAAUCCCUUACGUCAAUUGCGUAUCCUAUCUUUUUAAUGGGAUUUGCCUAACGCCAGUAUUACGAGUCUUGGAAUAAGUGAGCGCUAGACCCUCUCCUGUCAAGACUCCUACCGCAUUUAAAAGUCAGUAGUUAAGAGUUUUAUGGGCUAACGCCGUAACAUAAAACUCUUAACUAAAGUGCUACAAAGUACACUAACACCUACCUAUUAACCCCUAAACCGAGCCCCCCCCCCACAUCGGAAACGCUUAAUUAAAUAUAUUAACCCCUAAUCUGCCGAUCAGACAUCACCGCCACUUUAAUAAAUGUAUUAACCCCUAAACCGGCGCACUCCCACCUUGCAAACACUAGUUACAUUUUAUUAACCCCUAAUCUGCCGUCCCUAACAUCGCCGACACCUACUUACAUUUAUUAACCCCUAAUCUGCCACCCCCAACGUCGCCGCUACUAUAUUAAAGGUAUUAACGCCUAAACCUAAGUCUAACCCUAACACCCCCCUAACUUAAAUAUAAUUUAAAUUAAACUAAAUAAAUGUAACAUAGUUAAAUAAAUUAAUCCUAUUUAAAACUAAAUACAUACCUAUAAAAUAAACCUUAAGCUAGCUACAAUAUAACUAAUAGUUACAUUGCAGCUAGCUUAGGAUUUAUAUUUAUUUUACAGGCAACUUUGUAUUUAUUUUUACUAGGUACAAUGGUUAUUAAAUAGUUAUUAACUAUUUAAUAACUACCUAGCUAAAAUAAGUACAAAAGUAAGUAAAAAACCUGUAAUACCAGCGUUGUCUUAAGGGAGCGGUAGGAAAAAAAGGCUUGUUAGCCCCGCAAGCCUUACCGUCAAAAACUCGUAAUCUAGCCGAGUGUUUUUGGGUAGUAGAUUGAAUAGAAGCAGUGACCAAACUGGUCAUCUAGUUUUGUAACCAUAUAUUAGUACAAUCAUGACAGUAUGUUGCUAUGCUGAUUUACCUUCCAGACUUUUAAAGACCACUUUAUAAAAGGCAUUAGCAAAAAAGGAAAAUAGGUCGAUUCUUACUCAUGUAAAAUUGAGCCACAGUGUAAAGUUAUUAAAAUUUUAUUCAACAUAUCAUAAGUUAAAAUAGGAGUUAAUGUUAUUGUCUUUGGGAAUGAAUGUGUUUACCAUGCUUUGGUAUGGUUUGUAAAUUAACGUAGAGUAUUUUUGCUGUUAUAUGUUUAUUAAUAAAAUUAUGUCUUGCUGUAAUAAUGUACAGUAUAAACAUUUACCACAACUCUUUGUAGAAGUGUUUCAUUAACUCUAUUGAACUUGUGUAUACUAUAAAGACAGUGUAUAUAAGACAAUGGAAAUGCUAGGUGGAAACACCCAGAGAGGUGCCGCACUCUUAACUAAUAAGGAGAGUGAAUCGUUAAAACAAUAAAUAUAGGACAAUUGUAAAAUGUUGAACUGACAAUAAGAAUAUUGACACUUUGUUAUAAUAUUGCCACUCUGAAUGAGAUGUUUUGAUACAGUGUCUAGCAACCAAUGUAUAUAACUUAUUAGUCCAUUUAAAAUAUAUUUCUCUGUGUAGAUGUAAAUCCGAUUUCAGAGGCAGCUCCAAUUAUGGAGAGUGAUCUCGGUUCCCCGUGGUGAUCUAAAUCAAGAGAAUAAAGGGGCACCUCAUAGUGAACACUGUGUGCGUAUGGACAAGGAGUAAUAUAAGAUAAAACUCACAAUUUAGUUGGCACUAGUAAAAGUGCA